AAAACGUGGUUGACUGUUUCACUUUGUGAGCUCCCAAAUUCAUCUGUUGACGUUCGUCGGUCCGUUUCAUGAUUGUACUUGUCAGAAGCUAAAGAAAACCUACUAACAGUGAUAUUAUAAGUGGCGAUCAUGGGUAAAAAGGAUAAAGCAAAGAAAGGAAAGGGAGCUGAGAAAACAAUAGCGAAAACUUUGAAGAAACAAACUAACAAAUUAAAAAAGGAAUUGGCCGCCAAAGGAGAGGAAGAUUUAGAGCAAGUUAUCAAAGAACUUGAGGAAGCAGAUAGAAAGAAAAAUUCUAUUGUUGAAGAUUUACUAAAAGAUGGUCCUAGCCGCAGGGCAAAUUUCUCUUUUAAUGCUCAUGUGGAUAAAGAUGAAAUCAUUAUGUUUGGAGGAGAGUACUUCAAUGGCCAAAAGACAUAUGUUUAUGGAGACCUUGUUAUUUAUAAUUUAAAAAAGAAAACUUGGCUAAGAAUUCAAUCCCCCGGAGCUGCUCCUCCACGUUGUGCCCAUCAGGCAGUCUUGACUGCAGGAGAAGGAGGGCAGCUUUGGAUCUUUGGAGGAGAAUAUGCAUCACCUUCUCAAUCCCAAUUUUACCAUUACAAAGAUUUGUGGGUCUUCUAUCUAAAAACCAAGAAAUGGGAGAAAAUUAAUGCUACACUUGGCCCGUCGUCGCGUAGCGGCCAUCGGAUGGUUUUAUGUAAAAAACAAUUAGUAGUGUUUGGAGGCUAUCAUGACAAUGGAAUGGAUUACAAAUACUAUAACGAUCUUCAUACGUUCGAUCUAGAAACUAGAACGUGGCGUAAAAUUGAUCCAGCUGGUAUUGCGCCGUCACCCAGAUCGGGUUGCCAGAUGGUUGCCUUGCCCGACGGCCGUAUUCUUAUAACAGGGGGUUACAGCAAAAACAAAGUGAAAAAAGACAUUGACAAGGGCAUUGUACACAGCGAUGCAUUCCUUCUAGUUCCCGAUAAGCAUGACACUAAUGGUACCAAAUGGAAAUGGCAAUCGGUUAAACUCAGUGGAACAAAGCCUUCUCCACGUACUGGAAUGAGUGUGGUUGCAAAUACCAUAGGCAACCGUGCGUAUUUCUUCGGUGGUGUCCAAGAUGAAGAGGAAGACGAAGAAAACAUUUCCGGCACGUUUUUCAAUGACUUAUAUUGUCUUGAUCUAGAAAAACUUAAUUUCAGCCGAAUUACCCUUGAUGGCGUAAAAUGUAAAAAAGAAGCAGUUGAUGCUGAAGGGGUUUCGUCCGAUAUGGUUGAAGACGUGGAACAACCUGAAACGUCAGUCAACACUGAACAAUCAAUAGUUGUUGAUGACGGUGUGUUUACUCUGACCAUCGGACCUUCGUCUAGUGGUAAUGCUGAGAACGCCAGUGCUGGAGCAACUGGAGCCGUUGCUGUUCAAGUGACAACACCGUCUCCUCGCAUGGGUUCCGGACUCUGUGUCAAGCAUGGCGUUUUAUAUCUCUAUGGCGGAAUUGUCGAGGAUGGUGACAAACAAUACACGUUGAAUGACAUGUUUGCCCUGGAUCUGCACAAAGGAGUCGAAUGGGACGAACUCAUUCACGAUGAGCAGGCCAAGUGUGAAUGGAUUGAUUCGGAUUCAGAGUCAUCGGGAAUGGAGGGUGACGAUUCGUCUGACGAUGAUGAUGACGAUGAAGAGUCAGACGAAGUGAUGGAAGAAAAUUAAAAGUAAGAUUGUUUUUAUACUUUUGUUACAGUCUUGCUACCCACACGUUUGUAAAACUAUCUGAAUGAAUGGCUAAUUGAUGGAAAAGAUGAACUACACUUUUCGAAAAUGAAAAGAGUUACGGUACUACAACGGAAAACUUAGGUGUGGAGAAGUACGGUAAUAGACAGGGUAAAUGAAAUA
Daphnia carinata is the source of this 1872-nucleotide messenger RNA. Its product is annotated as kelch domain-containing protein 4-like. Lineage: Eukaryota; Metazoa; Arthropoda; Branchiopoda; Diplostraca; Daphniidae. The record is from RefSeq and is a predicted model, not a curated record. The coding region runs from base 130 to 1689 and encodes 519 amino acids. The transcript has 11 exons. Gene Ontology annotation, molecular function: protein binding.